Messenger RNA from Ascochyta rabiei, 1869 nucleotides. Its product is annotated as Cytosolic Fe-S cluster assembly factor nar1. The transcript is spliced from 2 exons. Gene Ontology annotation, cellular component: cytosolic [4Fe-4S] assembly targeting complex. Lineage: Eukaryota; Fungi; Ascomycota; Dothideomycetes; Pleosporales; Didymellaceae. Bases 1 to 1869 code for a protein of 622 amino acids. The record is from RefSeq and is a predicted model, not a curated record. Gene Ontology annotation, molecular function: 4 iron, 4 sulfur cluster binding. Gene Ontology annotation, biological process: iron-sulfur cluster assembly.
AUGAGCGCGAUUCUCUCCGCCGACGACCUGAAUGACUUUAUAUCGCCUGGUGUCGCGUGCAUCAAGCCCAUCGAGACCUUGCCAGCCAAAGAGGCGACCGGUUCCAACGCGUACGAAGUCACCACCGAAGAGAAGGCCGCUGCCGCAGAACCACCGCCGCCCGCGCAGAUAUCGCUCACGGACUGCCUUGCCUGUUCGGGGUGCGUCACGAGUGCCGAGGCUGUGCUGGUCCAGCUCCAAUCGCACAACGAGGUCCUGUCGACGCUGGACGCACACCCGUCGCUGAAUCCACCAUGGCUGGCGCACAACGGGACGAAUGGAUUCGCAAAUCCUCACACACACAUAAAUGGCUGCAACGGGCAUCAAGCUGAAGGAAAGCUGUUCGUGGCUAGUGUGUCGCCCCAGGCGCGCGCGAGUCUGGCAGCAGUCUUCGGUGUGAGCGAGGAAGAAGCCGGGAAUAUGAUUACACAGCUCUUGAGUGGGCCAUCCGGUCUGAAAUCCGGGGGGCACCAAGGCAGCGCGUUCACGUGGGUCAUCGACACAAACGCAGUGCGCGAGGCAUGUCUGGUCGCGGCCGCAGACGAAGUCGUAACCGCGCUCUCACCAGAGACGGAGAAGACGCCCUCGAAGCCAGGCACCGAAGGCGCAAUCGACACCACACCGAAAGGACCCAUCCUCACAUCAGCCUGUCCCGGCUGGAUAUGCUACGCCGAAAAGACACAUCCCUACGUUCUCCCCCAUCUCUCGCGCCUCAAGUCACCGCAAGCACUUACCGGCACGCUUCUCAAAUCCGUGCUCAGCCAGCGCUACAACAUCCCACCCUCGCAAAUCUGGCACCUCGCCAUCAUGCCCUGCUUCGAUAAGAAACUCGAAGCCAGCCGCAGCGAACUUACCUCGGCAGCCUGGCUGCCGAACCACGAUCCUGCAGAGCCCAUCCGCGACGUCGACUGCGUCAUCACAGCGCGCGAGCUGCUACAUCUCGCCUCCGCUCGCAACCUCUCCUUCUCUAGUCUCCCUCGUACACCACUUGCCGACCGAACGCCUUUCCCCGAUUCCAAACUCGACGCCUUCCUGUUUCCUUCCACUCGACCAAGCCGAAGGAACCAGUCCCGAGACGCAGGCUCUUCGGGUGGCUAUCUGUACCACAUCCUCCAAACCUACCAGGCCGCCCACCCUGGGUCCACCGUGACCGUCUCGCGCGGGCGCAACGCAGAUGUGGUAGAAUACACCCUCACGUCCGGCUCUGAGACCAUCAUACGCAUGGCGCGCUUCUACGGGUUCAGGAAUAUUCAGAACCUCGUUCGACGUCUCAAGCCCGCCAAGAUGAGCCGGCUGCCAGGUGGAAAGACAGGCGCUGUAAGAAGACCGGGCGGUGGCGUGGUAGAGACAAAGGAUUACGCCUACGUCGAGGUCAUGGCGUGCCCCGGUGGGUGCACAAACGGCGGAGGACAGGUCAAAGUCGCCGAAGUCGAAAGCCUCCGAGUUGCAGAAAAGCUACAAGAUCCGGCGUUGAUCGACGACGUACCAGCGAUCAAGCCCGGGCCCAAGGAGCAGAAAGAGUGGCUGGCCAAGGUCGACGAGGCGUACUUCUCUGGCAGCGACUCGGACACUGACGCCGACGCCGAAGGAGCCACGCAAACGCACGAGGCCAACGACAGCGAAACCGACACGGACACGGACAUGAUCAACGGCAUCGACAGGACACACAUCAAAGACACCGUAGCGCACUGGUCAGCCCUGACCGGCGUCGACACGCAGAGCCUGCUGUACACGAGCUACCGCCGAGUCGAGAGCGACGUGGGCAAGAAGCAGCAGAGCGACAUGGACCGCGUGGCCGGGCUUGCUGUCACCGUUGGCGGGGGGUGGUAG